GGAAGACUUGAAAGCGCGAGGCGACACGGACACCAGCGCCGCGCAGCCGAUCAUGGGACACCCACCGAUGCCCGCCUCACCACAGCAGAACGUAAACAAAAGGGCGCGCGUGGCCUCCCCGCCUAGCAGCGGCGGAGCAUCUUCCGACUCCUCAGGAGCGGUGCGCGGGAAGCACUUUGGGUUGCAGAACUGUACACAGUUACACGUGCUUCCUAUUUCGUCUUUUCUGCGCUAGCAUUUCACAGCACAGCGUAUGCGUAAGCUUCCCUGGAUAUAUAAUUCAUUGAUGCAAUUUUUGUCCUCCAGGUGGCCUCCAAUCGCAAGCAGACCGUCUAGCGCUGCGGAAGCUCCGCCGAGCCAACGCGGUCAAACCCGAUGUGACAGCAGCCGCCGAGCCAGCCCAGGCAAACCCCAUGGGACUCCUGGCGGACGCGUCAUACCAGGGCAUCGGCAUGCUGCAGCAGGCGGGGGCCCAGCAGCAGCAGCAGCAGCUACCAGCAUCCGCCGGGACCUUCGCACUGGUCAACCUGAGUACCGGCCAGGUCAUGCGCUCGAACUUCCAGCCGCGCUCGAAAGAAGGGCUACAGCAGUGGAUAGACGACGACGAUUACCUCACCAAGUACUUCUCCAGGGCACCAGCCGGAUACAACCCACCGCUGAAGCAUUGGGGCAGCCUGCUGGUGAACAACAAGGGACGCCCGAACCCGUCGUAUAUUUCUUUUGCUCCGUCUCCUCUAUGCUACACAUUUGUCAGGCCACCCACUUAUGAGCUCGUUUGCAUUUCCGGUUCUUCCACCCAACAAUAUCUCUUGUUUUACGCACGCAGGUUUUUCUGCUUCCUCUGCGAAGAGGUACAGCCGGAGUUCGAAGCAGCCGCGGAGUGCGCCCGGAAGGGCACUACGUACGUCGGCAAGGACCUCGGGAACCCAAUCUGCGGCGCCAUCCUGUCGCAGGGUGUGCUUGGCAGAUACAGUAGCAAAGUUUCCACCCUGGAAAAGACGAACUUUGUGCAGGACAUGGUCCUCUGCCUGAUGAGCAACCUCUUCGACGAGCCCAGUUUCGACGACUUUUGCGCGAACGUCAGCAAGAAAGUUUCCAAGUCCGACCUGCUCGUUCCUUUCGGAUGGCCGCGCACCGCAAAAACAAUCGAUGAAUUCCACCAGGUGGUCCUUAUCGGCCGGGGCGCACUGAACGCGCAAACGCAGCGACUUUUCCCCGGUGUGAAAUUUCUGGAGAUCAAGGUGCUGGUGAAGAAGAUCUUCGAAGAAUGCCGAUCCUUCAGCACCAUGCAUGGAUCCGAUGUGCAGCACGGCGACUUGACAAAUGUGAACAAACUCCUGUGCAAGCACAACCUCCCGGAACUGUUCCUGCUUAUCCCGUUCGCCGGGACGUCUCUUUGGAAAAGCAGCGCACUGGACAAGUACACGAGCCUGCGACAGCGGCUCAGCGACCAGAAGACGCUGAAGAAGUUCACCGGGGAGAAAUCCGACUGCUCUCUCCCGCACCUGAUCCUGCUCUACGCCGAACUCUGCAUAGCCACGGAGGCGAAUAGUCCGCAAAUUUCCACCAAGGAGUUUGUCAAGGCCAUUGCGGGCCUUGCUGAUGAUGUCCGGCCGUUCGACAGAACCGCACAUGCGGAGCUGCGCAAGGUACAGGAGAAGGACGGGACUUUUGGUUACCAGAUCAGCAAACCGGCCCCAAAGCAGGCGGCGACGACGAAAGGUGCGGGGGGUGGUGGCGGUUGGACUGGAUCGACCAACACUAGCACUACCUCCGCUACCACUGGUGGCGCUUCGGCCACAGCAGCACCGACAGCCACGCACACAGCCGCCGCGGCGGGUGCGCCGACUGGUGCAGCUUUUUAGCUAUUCCCUUGUAGUUUGCUGUUCAAUUUCGGUAGCCGUUUACGCCUAGAAACCAUCGAUCCCGAUCACAUACGCGGGGGCGUUUUCCUAGUUUUUGCACAUGUUUUUGCAGAUUUUCUACUGACGGCCGUUUACGCUUAAAAAUCACGCAUCUCUUUCUGUAUUCACAAAAUAGCCACAGGUUAUACCCCGGGAGCGGGGAGGGGCACGGAGACCGGCUUCGCAGCCGCCCUCUCCUUCACCCGGCCGGGCCUCGCGGCAGCGUACUGCACGGAAGUGGAAACGAUCCGGAAGAACGCCACCAUCUGCACCCUGUUCUGCGGCGGAUUGUGCGGCUUCCGCCUGCCCGGGAGCGACGACGUGAUGUACUGCAAAUGGGGCGACAAGUGCGAGCGUGAUAAUGGCGGCCACCCCGCAAGCACCAAGUACCACACGGAAAAUUUCAACGCCACGGUCGACAUCUCCCAGUGGACCAACCCGCCCGCCCCCGCCGGGAAGAAAGGCGCGGGAAAAAAGGCCAGCAAGGGCGACGGGAAGACGAAGGGCGAGAAAGGGAAGAAAGGCGGAAAGCAUGAACAGCACCCGCCGUAGCUCGCUUAUAGAUCUUUCGCUCCCUAGUUUGUGACACGCAUUCGCUCUUGUCGAUGAGAAUUAAUCUUUAAAAUUUGACUACCACCCACACUACCUUUGCGGCAAAGACCGAUGUUGUAGCAGCCAGCAUGAAUCGCUCACGUUCGACUACGAUUCUUCGAGUUUUCUCUGCAUUAAGACGCUGCCGAAUGGCUAUCGAUUUGUAUUAUUUUUCGGACCAGAAAUCACACCGACUCUAUUUUUUCCGAUCGCGAUCGGAAGACAGUUUUUAGCGAACGCACCGGAGCGCUUGUUUGUACGACCUCGACGGAGCAAGCGAAUUGGCAACGACCCUACCGGAUCGCCUUGUGCUGAUCACAGUAGCGAUAAGCAAGAUGCAACGCAGGGAAUUGAAAGCGAUUCAGGUGCCCAGGCUCGAGCUAAAUGCCCGGGCUUGCUCUAGUCUCCUCUCUGAUUGUGAUAGCGGUGCA
This is a messenger RNA of Amoebophrya sp. A120, 2926 nucleotides long. Lineage: Eukaryota; Dinophyceae; Syndiniales; Amoebophryaceae. The record is from the annotation of a GenBank genome assembly.